AUGAAAUUUAACAUCGAGAUUAUUCUUAUUUAUAAUAUACUCAGAGUGAUUGGCUGGAUUCAAGUGAUUAUCUUUUUAGUAUACCAAACGAGUUUAGAACUUGAAGACAUUUCAACCAUUGCAAAUUUAGUAAGAUGGUUAAUAGGAGCAAAAAUGCUUGAAAUUAUAUUUAUCAAGCCUAAUGAUAUUUUAAAUCAACGAAACAUUGUUAAAUAUUACUCCUAUCUAACUAGGAUAUUAUGUUUAUACUAUUUAAUGACUCCUGGUCUAUGUUUUUGUUCUUUUAGAAAUACUAUAAGCGGAUGGGCAUUCUAAGAACUUUUUGACUCAAUUUAUUAUGUAGGAAAAUCUGAUUUAACAGCAUAAAUCAAAAGAAUACUAACAUAUAUAUUAAUUCCUUAUACUGCACUAGGAAUGUUUAGAAUUUUGAAUAGAGUUAUAGAAAAAAAUAUGGAUAAUCUUAUAUUUUAUAGGAUUAUUUAAAUAGUGCUCAUUCUUUAGUGCAAUACAUCACAUGUACAUCAUUGGUUAGAACAACAACAAAAAGAAAUCAUACAAACUUAAUUUUUAGAAAAAUAUAUGAUUAUGCAUACUAUCUUGAAAUUCUUCUUAAAUGGAGAAUUAGAAUAUUAUCUAUCUAUCAAAAUAUUUUUAAAUUAUUUUUCUUAUUUUUUUUGGAAUAAUUUUAUUCGGUUUAUAAUCUAAAUUUUUAAUUUAUAUACGACAUUUGAAGAACAUGAGUUUCUCAGAGAAAAUCAUUCUUCUCAUAUUUUUCUGGUAUUUGUGGACAGGAGACUGAGGGAAUCUAGAAUACAAGAUGAUGUAUCUAUACAUUUUCAAAUCAUUUUUAUUAUGACCUCAAAGUUUGAAACUUUAUUUAUUUUUGUUCUCCUAUUAUUCUACUUAUUUUAUAGGUUUUCAUUAAGUGCUGCUUAGAAGAAUGCAGAAGAUUAAAUUGAACUUUCUAAUUAGCUAAAUGUGAGCAUUUGUAUACGGUCUGGAACAAUGGAUUUUAAUAAAUUCCCUAAUCAAUUGAGUAUGUUGAUAUGA
Molecule: messenger RNA, 1050 nt
Organism: Paramecium tetraurelia
Lineage: Eukaryota; Ciliophora; Oligohymenophorea; Peniculida; Parameciidae
Exons: 2
Source: RefSeq, a predicted model, not a curated record